Messenger RNA from Prorocentrum cordatum, 1718 nucleotides. Lineage: Eukaryota; Dinophyceae; Prorocentrales; Prorocentraceae. The record is from the annotation of a GenBank genome assembly.
CCCUCCACCAUCCGUCUGGGAAUGCGUGCCCCAAAGGGUUAUCGAUGCUGGCGAUCAAGCGCUCCUGAGGAACGACAGCCAGCCCUCGGCAGACGGGCUCACACGCCAGCACCGCGAGGCUCGCGGCGGAAGCCACGCCAACUCCAAGAAAAUCAUGGGCGGCACCAUAGGAGGUGUGGCAGCGAGCAGCCUGCUUUAGAAUUACAUGCAAGGGCGAGCCUCGCAGAUGUCUCGGGAAUGUGCUGCUCGGGCUGCUGUGAUGGGCAAGGGGGCCCAUCAUAUCGAGCAGGCCGAGGGGUCCGAGGAAUGGAAGGUCCCAGGGAGCGAGGGGGAGCGGAGGAUUUGGAGGCAAACAGGCUAGGUGCCCUAGUUUGUAGCCCCAACACACAGCCCACGACUCACCCUCUCCGAUGCCGCAAGACAUGGAAGCGACGAUUCGUUCAUGAAGUGCUGGCUGCGUCCUGCGCGCAGACUGGGGGGGAUCAAGGACGAUCUCCGGCAGAUUGUGUCCGAAGAGUGGUCCAGUGCGAGGACAAGUCAGGAUGAAAGAGAAGGGCGAGACGGAGACGCUUCGAGAGGCUAAGCGCGCCACUGAACACCGCGCUCUGGCAAACAAGGCGGAGCGCCACAUGCACUCGUCGCCGCUCGCCGCGGCCGCGAGCGCCUGUGCGCUGCCAACACCUCCUGUAUAAUUCCAGCCGCGGCCACUUUCGCCCGGAGCCAGAGGGCAGCACUACGGCAGAUCUUGGCGGCCUUAUGUUGGCCGUGUGGAUCUUGGCCUUAUGAUUUCUGGCAGCCAGCCUUCCCGGCUGCCGGCACAAGGGCGGUCGGGGGCUGUCCUCCAGGCUCGUGCUGGUGAUGGCAGCCCUCCAACAUACCGCUACUGGCGAGGGAGCUGACGAGUGCGGAGCAGCCGAGCGCGCCGAUUCGUGAGUGGAGGUGAUGAUGAGGAUGAAAGGAACUAACUUAUUCGGGGACGAAAGGGGCUCCCGUGCUCAACGCUUACGCAGUCCCUCAUUUACUGCUUACUGUGAUACUUGCUGGACAAGCGUGCUGCAAAACAUGGCAGAGUUGCGCACACAGCUGCGCAUGACUCGAAGCAAGGCAGGCUGGGCGGAGUUCGCCACCAGCGCGAGCAAGUCGUCUGAUGCCACCCAAGCUCACUUUUGGAACUGGCUGGCCCCAGAGUGCAGCAAUAUGCCAUGGCUGUGCACGAGCUGUGCAUACCAGGCGGGAGUCAACAACGACACGAACAGGCUCUCUGACUGCCAGCCGAACCGACGGCAAGCCCGCACGAGGCGAGGCUGUGGGUCAAACUGUUGGGCUGGGAGGGGUGCUGAGAGACGUGCGGGGCCACAUGGCGGCUCAGGCAGAGGGGUAUCGAAGGAGGAGGAGGAGGAGGAGGAGGUGGAGGAGGAGGAGGAGCCAACACGGCGCCCAGCUCGACCAGCAGUUUGUCUGUGGUCGCGGCGCUGGCGAUGGCUCCGCGCGAGAGGGCCCCGGUCGGGCAGCGAGGCGGCAGACUGACACCGAGGACAGGCGGGGGAAGGCGAAGGCCGCCGCGGACACGGGACUGCUCGAGCAAGAUCGCAGGAGCCGCGAGGCUGGAGGCCUUCGGCCUCCGGCCGAGGGCGAAGUACUCUCAACUGCUUUCUCGGCCUUUACUGGAGUUUUACGCCUCCCACUGCUUUCUCGGUCUUCGGCCGAGGGCGUCAGCG